AUGGUGGGCCACCAGACGGCCAUCAAGAGCGUGAAAUAUGAAACUCCAGGGGAGCAUUGCGAGAGAAUACGGUUCAUUGGCUCCAGCGUCACGUCUGAGAAAACCAGAGGAUGUCCUAUGGCCGGAAAUGAAAUCGUGGACGAUGAUGGACAUGAGCAGAUCACGUUCAAAGUCACUACCCCGACAUUUUUCACCCGAUUUUUCCACUACAAUUCGCCCCUUGCUGCCAUCAGAAGUGAGCUUCUCGAUGACGAAAAAACUCGAACAGUCUGGUGUUCGCAUCCCGAGAAAUUCGCAUCCCUAUUCUCUGGAACCCAAAAGGAAGAAUAUCUCGAGUCUCCGGAUUGGCGCUGGAAAGUCAUCAAAAGUCUCAGAACUGCCCCGCUGGCAACCAACUUUCCUCGAAAAGUGCGUUAUGAGCCAUGCAAGGGAUUAUCUGCGACAGAUAUUCUGGUUUUACAGCUUCUUCCCAAAGAUAAAAUCGAUGUCUACAGACGCGACCUUCUACAGGUAUUUCUCAGCUACUGGUUGGGUUCCAUCUCGUGGCCUGUGAACACAGACUUUGAGCUGCUUGGCCUGAGUGGUGAUGGUAUGGUUACUGUAUACGAGGCAUUUUUCAAGACUGUUCUUGUCAUUUUGAUGCUUUUUGUAUAUGAUGAAACCAUGAGGCAGUCAGCUGCAGUCUGGUAUCUACCUCUUGGAUUGUUCGCAUUGGGAGGUCUAAACAUCUGGGCAUUCCUAUUAGAUAGUCCCGAGCUCCAGUGGUUCAUGAUCGUCGAUGGCGGACCGUGGACGGCGCUCCAUAAGUAUUACUAUGCGCCCUACACAAAGCUCUUCGUCUGGAGCCUCUACGACAUCUGGCAGAAGCUGCACAGCCACACCGUCUUCGCCCCGGAAUACCUUCUCAACUCGCACCCGCACGAGGACCACUACGAGGAGCUGAUGGACCUUCUCAAAUCCUCACUGCCCGACGAGUUCCAGAUACACGAGACAAGUCCCAUGUACUUCAACUCCUUCAUCCUGCCCUACCAGCAGCCCACGCCUAAGGCCGGGAGCGUCCAGGAGACGAGAGACUAUCUCGCUGGUACGAACAAGCAGACGGUGGCGUUUGUGGGCGACAAGCCCCCCGUCAUCCCGGAGCCCGGCUUCCACAUGCACGCCACCAUGGAGUUGUUUACGCUGGCCAGGAUCGACCGGAGCCGCUUGUCCAUCACUGAUGGCUACCAAUGCCCCCUCGACUUUGGCUCCUAUGCCUUUAUCAAGACCAAGACCAAGACCACCGAAGGCCCUCAUGUCUCUGCCUCAGCCUGUCACGACAAGAACAAAAACACUGCCCUGUACUUCACCCCGGAGGCCGGGCUUCGUCUCUUAAACAGCCCUAACUUCUCUCUCAAGCUUAACUACGGUGCCGGUGCCUACUCCGGCACGGUCCGGUACGAGGGCAAGGGCCUCGGCAUCGCCAUUGCCGAUAUCAAGACCCCGCCCCUGACCCUCCAGCACAAGAACAAGUACUUUCACAUUCGCGGCUUCACCAUCACCAAGGCCAUGCACGAUGCCGGCAAGACCCGCCGGCUGACCUGCCGGCUAUCGACUACAACUUGCCUGGCCACGAUCACAACAACCCCAAGAAGCCUAAGGAACCCGACAGGUGGCUGA
This is a messenger RNA of Penicillium taxi, 1656 nucleotides long. RefSeq lists its product as uncharacterized. The record is from RefSeq and is a predicted model, not a curated record. The coding region runs from base 1 to 1656 and encodes 551 amino acids. NCBI's taxonomy places the organism in Eukaryota, Fungi, Ascomycota, Eurotiomycetes, Eurotiales, Aspergillaceae. The transcript has 3 exons.